UGCUAUUAGUUGUCAUACGGACAACGAAAUCUCUGAGAUCCACGAUAGUAUAAUGUUUGAUAUUUUCCAAACUAUAUUUAGAAGCGACAUAUAUAGGACUGCAGAUUAUGUCAAUGAAAGGUAUUACAAGUAUGAUAGUGGGCCAAGUGCAGGGUGACAGUUUUAAUAUUAGCUCAGAUGAAAUUAUUUUCCAUACUACGUCGGACUCGGCCUCCGUUUUAAGGGAAAAUGGUAGCCCCCGUGAAUGUCAACAAAGAAAAGACACUCGUGUGGAGCCCCUGGGGAUAGAAAACAAUAGUGAGGCACUCGAAGGGAGCGAGUCGGACAACCAUUGUGAUUCAGCAGAGAAAAAGAAAAGGAGGAGACGGCUGAAGGGUGGAAAACAUCACCGAAAGUGGAAGCCGUACGAAAAAUUGAGCUGGAAUGAGCGCCGUGAAUUGGAAGAGAGGGAAACGCAGCGAGCAAACCAGAAACGUGAGGAGGCGUUUGCAAGUGGCCACCCGGUAGCGCCUUAUAAUACAACCCAGUUUCUAAUGGAAGAUCACGGAAAGGCGGAUCCAAAUAUUGAUGAUGGAUUACUCAAUCGAAAUAAUUCUCGGGAAUCGAUCGACGGGAGCGGAUCCACGAGUGACUCGUCGGAAGAAAUGUAUUCAGAGGAGGAAGAAUUUUUGGAGAAAGAAUUUGAGGAGACCUACGAUAAUAUGCACGCAGAGAGAUUGCAGAAAAUGAGCAAGGACGAAUUAAUUAAGGAUUACAUCGAGAUGGAGACUAAAUUGGACAGACUGCAGAGGCGAUUGGAGCGACGCAAUAGACGCAACAAUGAUACAGCUGACGAAAGUUCCGGUUCAUUGAGCAGCGGCGGCGAGGAGUUUGUUGAUAUGGACGUGGUGCGAAAACUAGAGGCGGAACAAGAAAAACUCAAAAAGGAAAAUGAACAUUUAAAAAAAGAAAUGUUAAAAAUGACGAAGAAAUCCAGCUGAUAGCUCUAACAAUUUUUUACAAUUUUUUUAGGAAUCAAUUUGAAGGCGAGUUUAAGCAUAUUAUUAUAUUUUAUAAAAAUGGAAAACGGCAUAAAGAUAAUAUUAUUAAAUGCAUUUUUAAAAAAAAUUGGGUGGGAUUUUUUUCCCUUGAAGAUUUAACUUUAAAGAUAUUUUACUACAGUUUGAUCGAUGCUAUACAUGUUUGUCUUUCCUCGCACUACAGGAUGCAGGAAGAGAUCUAGUGAUCAAAUUCUGGUUUUAGAAAGGGAAUCGGGGGAUAGUAAUUAUGGUAAUUAUAAAAGGUUUUUAAAAUAAAUGAAUUAAGAAAAAAGAUCUCUUUCUGUCUGAAGAUGUUAAGAAUUUUGCAUUGAAAAGGGAAAGAGUGGAUUUAGUCACUUCAAUGUGCAGCAAAUAUGUGCCAUUUACUUUGUGUUCAUGAAAUCAUGGCAUUAUUAUUUUUUCUUCAAAUUCAUAUAUUUUUUAUGAUUUUUUUUAUUGGAAAAAAAAAUUACAAAAUAAGAAAAAAAUUAUCAAAUUGAUCUCAUAACUUUUUAGUUCAUGAAAAUAUUAGGUUAUUUUUAAAUGUUUUUGUUAUAUUAUUAUACACUUAUUGUUGAUAUCUAUUAAAGCACAAUAUUUGUGAAAACAUGGUGUACCACAAUGUCUUUCCUUUUUCAAUAACAUUUAUGCAUUAAAUGUUUAAUCAUGUAUUCUGUAAAAGUUGUGUUGAUUGUAUGCUUGGUAUAAAAGAGGAAGGGGUGAGAAUUUUGUCUAGCCUCUCUAGAUGCAUCUACAGUACACUGUCAAUAAUAAGUUGCAUUGAAAAUAAAAAAAAAAUAUUUCAAUGCGCUUGUAAUAAAACGACAAAAUUUUUUGCAAUGUAUAAAAACUUCCUUAGCAGCUGUCUCCUGAAAUGUCACCUGUUUGGGUCAAUGGCCAUUGUUAUGCAAAGACUUGCAUAGUCAUCAAUGGCAGAAUUUUUAAAGGAUUUCUUUACAGCUGAUGAAUGAAUGAAUGUGUACAUGUGUUUCAAUUUUUGACAUUUUGGUCUUCAUCUGAGAACCAAAGUACAAAAAUCAGUUAAUAAAGUCCCAUUUUACAGGUAUGCAGAGGAAUUUUAGUGCUUGUGACUAUCACAUCUAAAUGAUAAAAAUUUAACAUUGUGAAAUGUGGGACCAAGUAAGUACUGUCAAAUUUGUCAAAAAUGUUCAAAUGUGGUGCAUUAAAUGAAACUGUAUUUUCCUAGAGUUAGGAAUAGUGUAGACUCAUUUUACAUGUAUCUGGGCAUUUAAGAAAUAUUUUGUAUUUCUUGAUAUAAAAUGUUGAAAGGUUAUGUUUUAAUAAAAAGGAACAUGAAAUCC
Molecule: messenger RNA, 2341 nt
Organism: Saccostrea echinata
Lineage: Eukaryota; Metazoa; Mollusca; Bivalvia; Ostreida; Ostreidae
Product: protein HEXIM1-like
Exons: 1
Coding region: 108-980 (290 amino acids)
Biological process (GO): negative regulation of transcription by RNA polymerase II; negative regulation of cyclin-dependent protein serine/threonine kinase activity
Cellular component (GO): nucleoplasm; nucleus; cytoplasm
Molecular function (GO): cyclin-dependent protein serine/threonine kinase inhibitor activity; 7SK snRNA binding
Source: RefSeq, a predicted model, not a curated record